AUGUCUGCGGAGAGCGCGGGGCCGCCGUCCGGGCCGCUGUGCCCCGAGCACAGCCAGGCUCUGAGCUGGUUCUGCUGCUCCGAGCGACGGCCCGUGUGCGCUGCCUGCGCGGGGCCCGGCGGCCGCUGCCGGGGCCACCGCAUCCGCCGGGCGGAGGAGCGCGCGGAAGAGCUGCGGAACAGGAUCGUGGACCAGUGUGAGAGGCUGCAGAUUCUGAGUGCUAGCAUCACCAAGUAUGUCGCUGAGGUCCUUCCAGAGAAGAACCAGAGAGCAGUGAGCACGGCCAGCGCGGCGCGGGAACUGGUCAUCCAGAGGCUAGGUGUGGUGAGGAGUUUGUGUGAGAGCGAGGAGCAGCGGUUGCUGGAACAGGUGCAUGGUGAAGAGGAGCGGGCCCACCAGAGCAUCCUGACACAGCGAGUCCACUGGACUGAGGCGCUGCAGAAGCUCGACAGCAUCCGGACUAGCCUGGUGGCCAUGCUCACCCAUCUGGAUGACCUCCAGCUGAUUCAGAAGGAGCAGGAGAUUUUUGAGAGGACCGAGGAAGCAGAGGGCAUUUUGGAUCCCCAGGAGUCAGACAAGUUAAACUUCAAUGAGAAGUGCAUUCGGAGCCCACUCCUUACCCAGCUCUGGGUGACAGCAGUUCUUGGGUCCCUCUCAGGCACGGAGGACGUGCGUAUCGACGAGAGGACCGUCAGCCCCUUCCUGCAACUGUCAGAUGAUCGAAGGACCCUGACCUUCAACGCCAAAAAGUCCAAGGCCUGUGCAGAUGCCCCCGAGCGCUUUGACCACUGGCCCAAUGCCCUCGCGGCCACGUCCUUCCAGGCUGGGCUGCACACCUGGAUGGUGAACGUCCAGAACAGCUGCGCCUAUAAGGUGGGUGUGGCCCUGGGCCAGCUGCCCCGCAAGGGCUCCGGCAGUGACUCUCGUCUGGGCCACAACACCUUCUCCUGGGUCUUCUCCCGCUACGACCAGGAGUUCCGUUUCUCACAUGACGGGCAGCACGAGCCCCUGGGGCUGCUGCGCUGCCCCAGCCAGCUGGGCGUGCUUCUAGACUUGCAGGCGCAGGAACUGCUCUUCUACGAGCCGGCCUCGGGCACGGUGCUCCAUGCCCACCGCGCGCCCUUCUCGGGGCCCCUCUUCCCUGUCUUCGCGGUGGCCGACCAGACCAUUUCCAUCGUUCGCUGACCCAUGGCCGCUGGCUCCCUGGUCUAGCCCCCGCCAUGCCUCCAGGCCGUGUUCCUACCCAGUGGUCUCUUCCCCAGAUGUUGCCUCUGCCCAGGGGGCCGCUUGCGGAGGGGGAGGGUUCUGUCCUGUUUCAGGUCUGGCUUCAGCAGGGACCUGCUGGCUAUCUGUGGGGAGCCUGCUACCCCCUGGGCCUUGGGCUCCCAAAUCCACCAGGCAUUUGCUCCUCUGAGGGCAUCUUGUUCACUGCGUCGUGUCUGGUAUCCAGCACGGGGUCCAGUGCCUACCGGUUGUGCAAUAAAUAUUUGGCGAGCGAACAGCUGGAUGAAAGGUG
Neogale vison (American mink) is the source of this 1516-nucleotide messenger RNA. RefSeq names its product B-box and SPRY domain containing (gene BSPRY). Gene Ontology annotation, molecular function: protein binding. The record is from RefSeq and is a predicted model, not a curated record. The transcript has 6 exons. Lineage: Eukaryota; Metazoa; Chordata; Mammalia; Carnivora; Mustelidae. Bases 1 to 1185 code for a protein of 394 amino acids.